AAAGGAAACAGGUGUUUCUUCAAAAUAUACGAACAGACGGGAUUUCGAUACCAGUUUUCUUUUUCAAGCAAGCAAACCAAAAUAGAUGGAAUAAUCUAAAUAUGAUAUAACAUUUGCGCAGUGUUGAUCUCGAAGUAGAUGCUGUUUCCACGCUGUUUCCAACGCUGUUUCCAUGACAACAACUGUAUACAAGGUAGGGGGUUGUAGCGCAAUAUUCGGACUUCAAUGAGGAUAGUGAACAGGUAAUCGAGUUUGCUUAUGAAACGUUUCACUGUUGUCAGGAUAAGUUCUUACGUCCAAGUCGGACUUUUCUGCAGAGAUGUUUCUGGAACCACAUUAUGUCGAACCAUAGUGGAUCUGUUUUCAAUCAUUCUUGUCUUAAAGUUCCAUUGAACCCGUCCAACAGACAGCCAUCCCCAUUGUAUGAAAGAGGAACUUUUGAUACAGGUACAGCUAUCGAAGGAAAGACAUACGUGCGAAGAAGACAAGGACAUAUGGGUAUUGAUGGUAAAGUCUCUAGGCCACAAUCUUGGCCACCUUCUGCCGAUUCUGGAAGAAAUGCAAAACUGCGUGAAGGGUCAACACCCCGCAGUGUGAUGUUAGAUGGUCGUAGUAGGGACUCAUUUGACUCGUUUAUGAACUUUUAUGAAAACAUUCCUGAUUAUGGAGAGUUAGGAAAUCUACCAGAUGGAGAGUUUUAUUUGAGACUACAAGCUUUAAAGGAUAAACAUAUGUUGUACUGUAAAUCGUUGACUGCUGAAAAUCCUUCUUUGGAGAACAAACCUGCAGAGACAGAACCAGGGAAUGGAGAAACACAAGUUAAUUCUGCAAUAAGCAAUACAAGUGGUUCAGUACCUGGAGGUAGUGCAGCCCCCUAUGCCGCAAUGAAAGAAUCCAGUAUUGCUGAUAACUCAAAAAAGAAUGAACGAAAGAAAUUUCUAAAGAAGUCACAAAGUAAAACAAUCAGUCAUGACUACAUCAACUGGGAGAAAUUAGCCGAAAACACACACUUAGUUUCUCCAUCGUCUGUUACCUCCAUAGAUCAUAAGAGUACACACAGAGCAUCAGUGAACGACAGUAGUCUUUUGGAUAGUGUGGAUGCCACUGUCAACUUGCAUCAAAAGGGAAACAGGAGUGAACAUCAAUUAAAUAGUUUCAAAAUAAAGGAGAAGAAAACCAAUGGAGUGACUAAUAUGAAAAGAGAGAUUCACUCUGCAUUUUCAAAUAAGCACACUGAACCCUGUAAAAGCAACAGUCGCCCGACAAGUUCAUUGAGGGGAAAUACAUGGGAUAAUUUAAGUGCCAAUGAUUGUCUCACAAAAUUGGAUUAUUUAUUUUCUGAUUCUGAUAGCGAGUAUGAAGAGCCACUUCUUCAGCGCAGUUUGCCGAGCAGCCCUAUUUUAAAACAUAACAGGCACACAACCAGAAAGGAGCCAAACAUUACUGUACCAAAACCUUUCAAAAUGACACUCAGAGAUGAAGAAGAGAGACGCUUAAAUGUGUUGCGAAAUGGGCUUUAUGAAGAUGAUGACAAAUCAGAAGAAGAAAAGAGUAUUUUUCGAGCUAAUCCUGUGCCUCUGCACACUCAUAUACCACUUUAUGACAAAAUAAUGGCCCAGCAAGAGAGAAGGAGGAAAAAGUUACGAAAACAGUUUAUUGCAGAGCUUCAGUCACAAAUGAAGCCAUUCAGUUUUGUUGUAAGGGAUGAAGAGCGUAAAAAACUAAGUUUCUUUCGUUCAACGCCUGACUUGAGUGCAACAGGGGAGAAUAAAUUCAAACCUUUUCGUGCAAAGCCAGUACCAAAGAACUUAUUUGGCAGUCAUGUGUACCAAAAAAUGAGAGAAGAUGAAUUUUACAGAUCACUGAAGAGAAAAAUACGAGCAGAGGAACUCUUACAGUCUGCGUCAUUACCUCCGUCCAUGGCUGCUAGAGAACAGUUAGAAAAAGAGUUGAAGCAUAUUAGAGCUCAGAGGGAAGAUUAUUCAGACAGUUUGGAUAUUGACAGAAGAAUAAAAAAUAAACAAAAGAUUCCAAAUUACAAAAAACUGCAUGAUAAAAUGAGGAGAGAAUUAGAACACAGAUUUGAUGAGAAUAUUACCACAAGCCCUCAUGAAUUUCGUCUGCAGACUGCAAACAUCCAAGGGAAGCGGUCAAAACUACAUUCACCCCCAUCAGAUAACAGCAGUGUAUCACCAUAUGGCAUUCGACUCUCAACUGAAAAGGAGAAACCUAGACCACAUUCUGCGCUGAGUGUAAUGGUAAACAGAAACAAUCUAGCAGCCAUUCUACGUAUACAGUCUGCAAGGCAACGUUUAGAAAAUGAAUUGCUACAGAAACAAGAAGAAAUAAGGAGAAAAGAGGAAGCACGAUUACGAGCUAGAUUCAUUCGCCGACAACCUGCCUGGAGAGCUCUUAAUUACAGUAUAGCUGAGGAUUUGGAAUUACGUUUACAAUCACGUCGAGAGGAGGAAAGAAUCAGGAGAGAAGAGUUCCUACAAGAUAUGGAAAUUAUGCUUGAUCGCGUGCAGCAGAUCCCACCAUUAUUUGCCAGGCAGUGUCAAGCAGGAAUGAAAGAAAAGUUCAAAAAACGGAAGAACGAACAGUGUAAACCUGGUCUGAAAAUUGCUGUUCAUGAUAUCCCUAAAAAGUAUCAAGAUUAUGGACAUUUCAGCCCAAGUGCCUUUUCCGAUGAUAAGUGUUCGAAACUUGGAUUAAAAGUAUCUAUCAAUGAAAAUGCAGAAACAAUUGCAUGUGAAAGUGAAUGUGAAGAUGAUACACAAGGAAUAACAAAGCAUCAAGGUGUUAAGAUUGAAGAAAUAGUGGAAGAUAAGUCAGAAAAAGGAACGGACAAACCGGUGGAAUCUAAGCAACAAACUGGUAACAUAAAAACAGAAGACUGCCCUGAAGAUGAUGACUGUGAUUAUACUGAAAGUUUUCAAGAUGCCAGUGAUGAUAAGAGCUCUCAUACUAGCACUUGUGACAGAGACUGAAAAAAUAGCAAUACUCAUUAAUUAACAGAAAUGUUACAUUACCAAAUAUUAUAAACAGGGCAAUAGUCUGUUCUUAACUGUAUAUUAUGCCAGAUGUCUGUGAAUAAGAUAUGCAAAUUGUCAUAAAAUAUGUUGCUGUGAACGACAUACAAUUAUCACUAUAUGCACCAGGUAACAGCCCACCAAAAAUUUGACAACAUAACAUAACUUUAGUACCAGCUCUAAUAAUAUGCCACUGGUUGCAUUUCAUGCUUGAUGGCUUUGAGCAUUAACUACAGUGUGUUUCCCAGUGCUUCUCAAACUUAGUAACACAGAAACAUCUGCCAUAUAUUGGCUCAUAUGGUACUCAUAUGUUAGAGGACUGCUGUAUGUGACUGAUCCAUGUAGUCUUUACUUGGCUUUGGUACACAGGAUAAGGGGUGAAGAAAUUUCGCAUGGCAUGGCAGAAGUUACUAUCUCAUCUAAUAACACAGCCACAUGUAUGUCAUGUAUAUCUACGUGAGGCACAUUAGGCCGUGCUUCCUGUGGCUGCAAAGUCAACGGAUGCUCAAGUGCGAUAAACUUCCUUUGCUCACCACUACACUUUCCACUGCAUUGUGACAUAACAAACUGCCAUAUUUCCAUAGCUGCAUGGUAUGGCCAUAUGCUUGUUGUUCCACAGUUGAUGACUACUUGGCCACAUGAAGCCAAGUGAUGGAACUGACAGUUAAGUGAAGCUGAGCCACAUGAAAAACUAGUGACGAGGAACAAGUACCACUCUUAUGGCUUCGAUCCAGGGAUGCAGCACCCUAGAACAUCUAUUUCAUGCAAACAAAUAACUUGUGGAUCUCUACCUCCUGCUUACAUCUUCACCCAUUUAACAAAGACACUGCAUGCUCCAAACUUUUCCUUCAGAACUAUGGAUGUUUUUAGUAACUCUCUUCACCAAAAAUAUAUUGUUAUGAAAUAAUUCACAGGAUUUGUGCAAUAUAAAACAAACAGCACUGGUUGUCAUCUGAGUUGUUUGGAAAUUAAUCAAUGGCUGGUCCUCUCCUAUAUUAUUGUAAGUAUCAUGACCACAAAUUAUUUGUAACUUCUUUUCAGACAUCAUGUAUCAUAAAUGCUUCACAUAUGAAAUGGACAAAUAAUAUUAAGCUUUACAAGUCAUCUAUUUAGAAGGUGUUGCACAUUAAUUGAGGCUGUAUGGAGCCAGAAAAAUCAUAUAUAUCCAUCAAGCAAUACCACUUACCUGUUUCUUGUGGCCAAGAUUGUAUGUAUUAUAACAUUAAUGUCCAAAAGUUGACCAUAAUAAUUGGGAAGCCUGGAAAGUGGAAAGAGCAAAC
This is a messenger RNA of Schistocerca cancellata (South American locust), 4312 nucleotides long. Its product is annotated as protein FAM161B-like. Lineage: Eukaryota; Metazoa; Arthropoda; Insecta; Orthoptera; Acrididae. The record is from RefSeq and is a predicted model, not a curated record. The coding region runs from base 339 to 2990 and encodes 883 amino acids. The transcript has 7 exons. Gene Ontology annotation, cellular component: cilium. Gene Ontology annotation, biological process: cilium organization.